AAAGACAAAAGACCAAUAUUCAAAAAAUAGAAAUGUAAUUCGCAAAAAAUGUGAAAAAUGUCAAAUUUGGCUCAAGAUGUUUGAGGAUUGUGUUUUGUAAAUAAUUUAGUUAUUGUGGAAAUAAUGUAAAUAUUAACACGAGCAUGUACUAAAGUUGUGCUGAAGUUAUAUGCUUUUGUUUAAAUUAACUAUUACCAAAAGUGUUAAUGAGGUUUCUCGGUCAGUUUCGUCUCUAGGCCAAUAUGACAAAUCUCGAUGUGAGUAACAGUAGCACAGAUAGCAGCUCGGGUUCGACGUCGGAUUCCAGCAGUAGCGCGACCUCUUCCACCAGCUCUGGCUCUGCCUCCAGCAGCUCAGACUCUGAGUCCUCCAACUCCGACGCACCACCGAAGUCCCCCAAACCCGCGCCAGUGGAAGAAAAGAAAGCAUCAAAACCCAAAGUGAUAUCUUCAAGCGACGACGAACCACCCAAACCAGCCACGCCCAAACCAAUUCCCCCAAGGCGGCGUUCCACGAAACCUAAAAAUGCUGCAUCAGUGCUUGCAAAAGGCAAAUCAAUGGCUCCCAGAGUAACUACCGGUGCCAAAUCGAAAGCAAUAUCCAAAACUAUACCAAAAAGUUCCAAAACAGAUGCCUCAAAUACAUCAAAAAAGAAGAGUAUAUUUUCACCUGAUAAUAGUUCUGAAAGUGAGUCAGAAAGCAAAGAAAGUAAAGGUUCAAAAACAAGCCCAAAAGGCUCACCUCGUAAUAGCAAAAAGAGUACAAGAAAGUCCAGCGACGAAAAAGAUACGCUGUCACCCUCGCCGCCAACUCCCAUACAAAAUGAUGACUCCAACUCAAACUCCAAGGACAAUGUUAAGAGAAGAGCCAGUAGGUCAAAUGGACCACCUCCGAAAAAGGUGGUUGAAGACAAAAGUGCGUCCUCGUGUACAUCUAGUCAAUCUUCAAUCGAAUCUGUGUCGUCGGAGAGUGACAAUGAAUCCGUCAAGAAGGAAGGAUUGAAAACGGGGAAGACGAAACCUCCAUCAAAUUCUAGUAGUAAGCAAGAAACAACAGGCAAGAGUGGUGAAUCUGGUGAUUCACUAACAGGGUCGAUGCCGAGAAAACUGACUCGCUCCCGCUCCGCGCGAGUGUCCCGCAUGGCCACCGCGUCCAAAACACACACAGACACCGACUCCGAUACGGAGGAGAAGAAUAAUGAACAGAGCAAAGAUGACAAGCGCUUAGCGAAAGCGAGAGCGGCAAUCGCUAGAUCGCCGGCGUUACCGGUGACGCCCACCGCGCCCUCGGAGCGACGGUGUCCCGUUAGAGACUGUGACUCCACGGGGCAUCUUGGUGGCAAAGCCCCCCGCCACUUCACGUGGGACGCGUGUCCAGUGUACCACAACGUGACGGCGGCGUGGUGCGUGGCGGCGGCGGAGGAGCGCGCCGCGGCGGCCGCCACGCGCCGCAGAGCGCUCGCCGCCAUGCAGCAGAGGCCGCGCGCCAUGCCCACCAUAGAGCAACGCGCGUACCAGCUCAAAGUGAAGGAUAUGCGUUCAAAAUGGAAGGGCAGUCAGGAAUUACGGUCUAUGCCCACCAACGAAGACCUAGGGGAGGAAAGGGAGCCGCUCCUGGAAGGGUUCGCGCCGGACUACGACCUGCGGCUGUUCCGCGAUGCGCAGGCGCUAGCGGCCGUGAAGAUUGAAGAGGAGCUCGGGGACAUAUGCACUGAUAAAGGGACCAGAUACGUAGUGAUGGGCAAAUACAUGAUGGAAGUGUGGUACCAGUCGCCGUACCCGGGCGACGCGGCCCGCGUGCCGCGCCUCUUCGUGUGCGAGUUCUGCCUCAGCCACCACAAGUGCGCGGCGGGCAACGCGAGGCACAAGGCCAAGUGCGUGUGGCGACACCCGCCGGGAGAUGAGGUAUACAGAAAGGACAGUCUAAGCGUAUGGCAAGUGGACGGGCGCAAGCACAAGCAAUAUUGCCAGCAACUCUGCCUGCUAGCCAAGUUCUUUUUGGACCACAAGACGCUAUACUACGACGUGGAGCCUUUCCUGUUCUACGUCAUGACUUGUUCCGACAACGAGGGCUGCCAUAUCGUCGGCUACUUCAGCAAGGAAAAGAACUCGUUCCUGAACUACAACGUGUCCUGUAUUCUCACACUGCCGCCCUACCAGAGACAAGGUUACGGCAGGCUGCUCAUUGACUUCAGCUACCUGCUCACAAAAGUGGAGGGUAAAGUGGGUUCGCCGGAAACCCCGCUGUCCGACCUCGGGCUGAUAUCGUACCGGUCGUACUGGAAGGAGGCUCUGCUCAAGCGGCUGUGCUCUGCGCCGGGCCCGAUGCUGAGCAUCCGCAACCUGAGCACCGACCUGGCGAUCGCUUCGUCAGACAUCGUGUCCACUCUGCAGGAGCGGGGUCUUAUGAAGUACUGGAAGGGGAAGCAUAUUGUGCUCAAGAAACAGGAGGUGCUGGAGGACGCGACGCGACGCGCGGGGCGCGCGCGCUGCGUGGACCCCGCCAGCCUGCGCUGGUGGGGCGGCGGCGGCGCGCCCCGCUGACGCCGCGCCCCCCGCGCCCGCCGCCGCGCGCCCCUUGCGCCCCGCGUGCCCCUCGCGCCCCUCGCGCUCCGCGUGCCGCGCCCGCACAGCAGCGCGGCCAGGUCGCUCUUCUAGGCCUCUUCGACACAUGGGCGUACUGGUGUUGUGACUGACUGUAUAUCAAUAUCUUUGCGUGGUGUAACUUACACGUGGUACCAAGUGCACGGUGAGCGGGUGAUGUGCGCUCAACCGUAAGGCUCCUUCCGAAAUUCCGCAGGAACCUUUCCGAAGUUUUCCGAAAAUUCUCGAUCCGAAGUACUAUAUACAAGCAAUACAUAUAUAUACUAUAUAUAAACUUCUAAAAAUUAUUUUUUGAGUUGUGACCAACAAAUUUGGGAAUUCACAAGAACUGUUUCUAAAAUAGGAAUGCUACUUAGGUACUGACCUCUACCUAUUUUUAGAAACAAUAGUUUUUACUUGUCGAUAGCUAUAAAAUAUUUUUUGCAGUUAACUACUUUAUAGCUAAGUAGCGGCAGCGUUGAGAGUCCGAAUCCGAAUUUCUUUUUCUGAAGCCGUAAGACGAAAUUCGACUCUAGCUCAUACAACUAAGUGCUACGGCCACUUCGGAUCGAGAUUUCUCGAAUUCGGAUCGGAUGCAGUGCGUAAAGAAUCUAAUAGUAGGUCCUAAGAUCUUCCUCAGGGCUGGUGUCCCACUCUGUGUUGUAUCUACUCAUUCGGUAUCGUUAGCAUUAAUAGUAUUAGAUAGUAGCAUUUGCUUACUUUCUGUCUGUUCGUUCUGCAUUAGACGAUAGGUUUUGUCAGUCUUUGGUGUGACUGACGCAAAAUCUACCGUCAAUCAUAUACGUACAGUUGAGACAUAUAACAAUUUUAUGUGGUUAAAAUUAGUUUUAUUACAAAAUACAAACAAAAGACGGAGGAAACCAAAAGGACGCACGGCGCUUUGUUAUCAAAACGACGCACGCUACACAUUACCCGGCAUGAAAUAUUGCACAUCGAACUUUAGAAAGAGAUUUCGGCUUCGUAGAGCGUUGUCUCUGUCACUCAUACCUAUGUGACGUUUCGUCGGUUUCAACGACAGAGACAACGCUCUACGAAAUCGUUAUCUCUUUCUAAAGUUCGAUGUGCAAAAUUUCCUACCGGGUAUUGUAUUUGAUUCGACUCUACUCCGUAAGUGUGCAUUACUCCUAAGCGAAUCACAAUUAGUUCUACUUAAAAAUAACGCGACUGCCGUCUACCUAAAGGGUAAAAAAAAUUACAUUUGAAAGUGGCGCCAUGCAUUCGAAUCCUGCUGGUUCAACAAUUUUUGAUAUUUACUUAUUUAAAAUUAUUGAAUAUUGAAUUAUUGAUUAUUGAAUUAUUGAUUAUUGAAUAUUGACAUGACAUUUGACACAUAGAGUAUGUAGAGUAGGAUGAGAGUGAGAUCUCAAAAUGUAUCAUU
Molecule: messenger RNA, 3981 nt
Organism: Maniola jurtina (meadow brown)
Lineage: Eukaryota; Metazoa; Arthropoda; Insecta; Lepidoptera; Nymphalidae
Gene: chm
Product: histone acetyltransferase KAT7
Exons: 14
Coding region: 243-2543 (766 amino acids)
Biological process (GO): regulation of DNA-templated transcription
Cellular component (GO): nucleus
Molecular function (GO): histone acetyltransferase activity; zinc ion binding
Source: RefSeq, a predicted model, not a curated record